CUUUCAGUUACCCACUUACAAGUAAUAAACAGACAACUAUCGAGAAACAAAUCACUGUGACCAACCAUAUUUCAAUGAAAGAUUCAAAAUAAAUUUAUAAAUUGAAUAUUUUGUUAAAAUGCAUCCUAAUCAAGGAAUAAAUCAUUAUACGCUUCAAUAAUUAUUCAUUUAAUUACUAGGAUAUAUAUCAUUCAAGUUAAUCUAAAAUCAUGGUACUUAAGUUCGGUCCAGAUAAUCCUCCAAUUGUUAUUGACAACGGAACAGGAUUGUUGAAAGUUGGCUAUUCUGGGGAAAUGGAACCACGAGCAGUCGUUCCUAUGAUUCUCGGUCGACCCAAACAUAUGAAAGUCAUUGCUGACAGAAAUUCUGAUGAAUGCUUCGUCGGUGAUAUAGCCGGUGGUAAAAGAGGUGCAUUAACUUUAUCUUAUCCAAUGAUGAAUGGUAUUGUACAAAAUUGGGAUGAUCUAGAAACUAUCUGGCAACAUGUCUUUACCAAUGAACUACGUGUUCUUCCUGAGAAUCAUCCUAUGCUUUUGACUGAAACACCAUUGAAUCCUAAAGUAAAUCGUGAGAAAAUGGCGGAAAUUAUGUUUGAACAAUUUCACGCACCAGCAGUUUAUAUCUCAAUUCAAGCUAUUCUCUCACUUUAUGCUUCAGGUCGUACAACUGGUUUAGUAUUGGACUGUGGAGAAGGCGCUACACACUUGGUUCCUGUAUUCGAUGCGUAUGUUAUUCCGACGGCUAUUCACCGAAGAAAUUUAGCAGGACGUGAAGUAACCAACUAUCUUAAACAUUUACUCACUGAAAGAGGUUACAAACUGAUUACAACAUGUGAACAUGAAAUCGCUCGUGAUGUAAAAGAAAAUCUUUGUUAUGUUGCUAUGGAUUACGGAAAAGAACUACAGUUUAGCCAAGGAGAUAAAAAGUUGUACGAAAUGACGUAUCGUCUACCUGAUGGUCAGCUGUUAAAUAUUGGUAGUGAAAGGUUCCGUGCACCUGAAUUGAUGUUCGAUCCCAAGUUAGCUGGUUACGAAAUGAAUGGCAUUCACACUGCCACAAAUGAAACUAUACUGGCUUGUGGAAUGGAUGUCAGAAAGAGUUUUUGGUCAAAUAUUAUUCUUACUGGUGGAGGUACAAUGUUUCGUGGUUUCCCUGAACGACUACGUAAAGAAUUGCAUCGUCUAGCCCCAAAAGGUGCUACAGUAAAGGUGAUGGCAUCUCCUGAACGAAAAUACUCAGUAUGGAUUGGUGGUGCUGUUUUAGCCUCUUUAAGUACUUUCAAUGAAAUGUGGGUAACGAGAGAAGAAUAUAACGAAUUUGGUUUAGAAAUUGUACAUCAGAAAUGCGUUUAAUUACAUGGAAACACCGUAAUAUGUGUUUAAUUUGAGAAUUAGUGAAAAAAACAGUACAUAAAGGUAGUUUCUUUCAGUCAUUGUUUGUACAAUUGUAUGAUGCUACACUUGUGCAUAAUAGUUGAUUUAAAUGAAAUGUUUCGAAUUUCUACAUUUCUAUCAACAGUUAAUAUAUAAAAAUUCCACAACCCAGGGAAACAUAAUUUUACUUCAUAAAUGCUUAUUACUCACAAGUAGUUUAGGUUUGUUUACAUACCAAUGUAAUUUCAUGUAUUUUGCAAUAUAUUUUCCUAUAUG
This is a messenger RNA of Schistosoma bovis, 1649 nucleotides long. The record is from the annotation of a GenBank genome assembly. NCBI's taxonomy places the organism in Eukaryota, Metazoa, Platyhelminthes, Trematoda, Strigeidida, Schistosomatidae.